Molecule: messenger RNA, 4012 nt
Organism: Athalia rosae (coleseed sawfly)
Lineage: Eukaryota; Metazoa; Arthropoda; Insecta; Hymenoptera; Athaliidae
Product: 2-oxoadipate dehydrogenase complex component E1
Exons: 13
Coding region: 650-3469 (939 amino acids)
Biological process (GO): tricarboxylic acid cycle
Molecular function (GO): thiamine pyrophosphate binding; oxoglutarate dehydrogenase (succinyl-transferring) activity
Source: RefSeq, a predicted model, not a curated record
UUAGCAUGGAUUAGUAGCCUCGUUCAGUAGAUGGAUUCAUAUUAGACAGAUAAUAUUAUAAGAAAAAAAUUCACAGAAUUAGAGUAAAACUAUCAAAAAUUUUAUCACAUGAAUACUAGUAAUUGCGCUGAUGUAUAUUCAAGUGCAUUAUGUUCGCUUUCCAGCGUAUCAAGUGUACGGCAUACAGAAUUGUUCAUGCGUUAAUUAAUUCUUCCAUUCGAGUGGACAGACACCACAGCAUAGUGAAAUAGAAAAUUCAACUACACAGUCUAGUGCUAUUGUUUCGAUCAGUAAAUUCUUAGGCGCAGCGUGUUUAUCACGCUAAAACAUAAGAGAAAUGAAGCUCCUGCGUGCAGUUUGAUGUCUGUACAUAUGGUAUCGUAAUAAAUUAUGGACUUUAGAGAAAUUCUUUGAUCUCUCAUUCGUGUAAACAGAUAAGAGCCAGUUGGGUUCACGAGUAUAAUUUGAUAAGGCUUUUUGGCGUCGGUGACAUGAGCGUACAACGGUUGUGUGGUGGAAGAAUAUUAAAAACAAGCACAGCUUAUCGGUACUUGGCAGUCCAUAAUCUAUAUACGCUUUGCUGAAAAUUAACACUUUGGAUGUUCUUGAAACGAUAAGUUAAUUCUUUAGCAAGUACCUCGGCGGCAAGAUGUACAGAAAUUUAUUUCCGAUCAGCACGAAAUGUGGUGGUAUUAGAACACGUGUUAUUCCAGGAGGGGUAUCAGUUAGAAACCGACAUAAUUUUACUUAUAGAAUACCACAACGGGUGUCUGCCAAAAGUUAUCACAGUGAAAAUGGCGUUUAUGGAUACAAGUUACAAUACAAGAAGUACUACGAAGUACCCAGAGAAAAUCUGACGUCGCGAGUUAAAUACAGCAAUUUUUACAGACUAGUCACAGCCUACAGAGAACAUGGCCAUAAACAAGCCAAUAUAAAUCCUAUAGCGUUAAAAGCCCCCAGCCCGGUUCCAGAGUUAAACCUUAACAAAUUCGGCCUCAACAUUGACGACAGAGUAUCAUUCGAAGGGAUCUUGAAUACGGAUAAAACGACAGGAACUGUAGGCGAGGCGUUGGAUGUUCUGAAAAACGUUUAUACUGGUAGCAUAGGUGCAGAAUUCAGUUACCUGGAAUCUGAAGAAGAAAGAGAAUGGUUUGCCCAAAACUUCGAAGAGAUUUAUAUGGAGCCGUUGGCCACAGAAAAAAAGAGAAAAAUUGCUACAGAAAUGCUGAAGAGUCAAGCGUUUGAUAAUUUCAUAUCCAAGAAAUUUGUGACUUUCAAAAGAUACGCGGGAGAAGGCGCCGAAAGUAUGAUGGCAUUUUUCCACGAGUUUUUUGAACAGGCAGCCGCUGAUAAAUUGGAUCACAUCAUAAUGUGUAUGCCACACCGAGGGAGAUUGAAUUUAUUAACUGGAAUGCUGAAGUUUCCCAUAGAAAAGCUAUUCCACAAGUUACGAGGGUUUUCAGAAUUUCCAGAAAAUGCCAAAGCUACUGGAGAUGUGGCAAGUCAUUUUACCUCGUCCGCAGACCUCUUUUUGAAGGGAAGAAUGAUUCACGUUACAAUGCUGUACAACCCGUCCCACUUGGAAGCUGUAAAUCCGGUGUCCAUGGGAAAAACUAGAGGAAUAAUGCAGGUGGUGGGAGAUGGGGCCUAUUCUCAUGGAGACGAAUUGCCCUGGAGUGAGAAAGUACUAAAUCUUCAGGUACAUGGUGAUGCAGCUUACUCGGGUCAAGGUGUCAAUCAGGAAUCCUUGGCACUAUUUGCAGCUCCACACUUUGAAGUUGGUGGCUCGGUGCAUUUGGUUGUCAAUAACCAGUUGGGUUUCACAACUCCAGCAGCCAGAGGACGGUCAUCCAGAUAUUGUACCGAUGUGGCAAAAAGUAUAUCUGCUCCAGUGUUGCAUGUCAAUGGGGAUGAUCCUGAAAUGGUGGUACGCGCUACAAAGUUGGCCUUCCGGUAUCAACGGACAUUCAGAAAAGACGCUUUUGUGGAUCUGAACUGCUUUAGAAGAUGGGGACACAAUGAACUAGAUGAUCCUACAUAUACCAAUCCGGCCAUCUACAAGAUUAUACAAGGUCGCAAGUCAACACCAGAUUUAUAUGUGGAGAAACUAAUAAAUUCUAAAAUCAUAACACCGGAUGAAGCAAAAUCUAUUAUCUCUGAACAUACAGCUUGGUUAGCAGAAUCUUUGAGGCAAGUGGACAAUUACGUACCAGAAGCAGUGUAUUUGAGUGGAAGAUGGUCAGAGAUGUCCCAAGCUACAGCUAGUGUUUCGAAAUGGAAUACGGGUGUUGAUCUGGAUCUGUUGCGAUUUGUUGCAGAAAAAAGUGUGCAAUGUGAUGGAUUGGAGGUUCAUCCACAUCUUUUCAAGUCACACAUCGAGGCAAGACGGAAAAAAAUUGCUGAUGGACUGGCUCUUGAUUGGGCCACUGCUGAAGCACUGUCCUUUGGCUCUCUACUUCACGAAGGCUACAAUGUCAGAUUGAGUGGACAGGAUGUUGGUCGAGGCACGUUUUCACACAGACACGCCAUGUUGGUUGAUCAGUCUACAAGUGGCAUUUACAUACCUCUGAACUCAAUGACCAAAGAUCAAACUGGAAAGCUGGAAAUAGCAAACAGUAUUUUAUCCGAGGAAGCAGUCCUUGGCUUUGAGUAUGGUUUGAGCAUAGCAUCACCAACAGUGCUUCCAAUAUGGGAGGCACAAUUCGGGGAUUUUUUCAACGGUGCCCAGAUCAUCAUUGACACAUUCAUUAAUAGCGGCGAAGCUAAAUGGAUGGUGAACAGUGGGUUGACCAUGCUUUUACCACAUGGCUAUGAUGGUGCUGGACCGGAACAUAGCUCUUGUAGAAUUGAGAGAUUUCUACAACUAACAGAUAGUCACGAAGACAGACCUGACGGAGAUGAUGUGAACAUACAGAUAGCUAAUCCUACAACACCGGCGCAGUACUUCCAUUUGCUUAGGAGACAGAUGGUGAGGAACUUCCGCAAACCACUUGUUAUUGUAGCACCAAAAAUUUUGCUUAGACAUGCUUCUGCAACUUCUCCUUUGUCUGAUAUGGGAGUGGGAACGGGUUUCAUCAAUGUCAUUGGGGAUAGCACAGUUGACCCAGAUAUUGUAAAGAAAGUAAUCUUUGUCAGUGGCAAACACUAUUAUGCCUUGAACAAAGAAAAAGAACUUCGUGGAUUGAAAGAUGUUGCAAUAAUCAGAUUAGAGAGUCUCUGCCCAUUUCCGAUUCUGGAAGUUCUUGAAGAGAUCCGAAAGUUCAAGCACGCAAGAACUUUCAUAUGGAGUCAAGAAGAACCACAAAAUAUGGGAGCAUGGAAUUUUGUAAAGCCACGUUUUGAAAAUUUAUGUGGACGACAGCUCAAAUACUCUGGUAGGCAACCUAUGGCUGCACCUGCAACUGGUAUAGGACAAGUACAUCAACGGGAGGCUCAAGAAGUAAUUGUUCAGCCAUUCUUAUUUGCUUAAUAUUGAUACUUGAUCAAAAAUUUUCCCGUGCCCCUUUAUUAAAAGAUAUAAUUGGACAUACUAAGACCUCAAAAAUCAGAAAAGAAGGAUUGAAGUUGAUUAUUGAACAUAAUAGAUUAUGUACGACGUAUAGAAAUGUACAUAUUCUCCCAACUCUCGCGAAAUCAAAAGAUGAUUCGAAGACAUGCGCAAUGAACUGGGCCUGUGAACCAGAGUUCCGAGUCGUAGGCGCAUAUUAUUUACUUAAAAAGAUGUUAUCAGCUUUUGAAUUUGUUUCAUCUAUACGACAAGGCAAUAAACAAAAGAUCUCAGAUGAAAUAUUCAUAGCGGCAUUAAAUAGGGUAUUUCUUAGUUCAGUGUUUAAUACUGAAUCUAAUGAUUCUUCUAAUGAAUCUAAUGGUUCUUAGUUAUAACUUGAUCCGUUAUAUGACUUCUUCAAAGAUAUACAUAUCUGAUAACAGAUUUUCCAUGUCAUUCGAUAUUGCUUCAAGAGAAAUGCUACUGAACUCGAUAGUUUUUCUAAAAUAAAUUACUAAAAUAGUA